Geodia barretti is the source of this 5022-nucleotide messenger RNA. Lineage: Eukaryota; Metazoa; Porifera; Demospongiae; Tetractinellida; Geodiidae. The record is from the annotation of a GenBank genome assembly.
CCCCUAAGUUAAUGCAGUCUUUCUCCACUGAUGUCUCUCCACAGAUAACCUCCUGAGCAGGAACUCGGUGGUCCAUGUGGCGGCGGAGACUUGCAAACUGAAGCAACUCUUACUCCUCCACGAGAUAUCAGUGGAUAGUCUGGUAAGGCUGAUUGGUAUCAUGGACAAACAUGUACUGGACAGUGCAGAGCUACAGAUGAACACAUUCCCUGAGGAGGGGGAGGGAGAUGUGCGGACAUGGAGAGAGGCAAUCAGAGAGAGAGUGCUGCGCUCCCUGGAUGCAGCUCUCGCCGUCCUCCACAUCAACACUGCUCCCAACAUGCCCAAGAAUGUGCACCAGGAGGAGAGUCUGGAGCAGAUCAUCUCAGUCACCAAGUUCCAUCUUGAGAACAAUAUCUACCCCGAGUUUGACCCUGUCUACAGAGCCGGGACCAAAGAGGGAGGAGCUCUCCCGCGGCAGAAGAGAAGGCAGGGAGGAGGGCACAGUGCCAACAGAGACGUCCAGGCCGUGUACAGGAAGCUGACUGAGGUGGUGGAGAAUCUGGCCCUCCUGCUGGAGACACAGCCACUCACUGACACCACCGUCCUUCAGAUCUCAUCGCUGGGUACUUUCCCAUUCUUUGUGGAGAAUGUCAGUUCCCUCCAGCUGAGCUCACUUCGACUAGUCAGAGCUGUGUUCUCUCGCUAUGAGAAACACAGAGACCUAAUACUGGAGGACCUCUUUGCCUCUCUCGCCAGACUCCCCACCACCAAGAGGAACCUCCGCAGCUUCAAUUGUCCAAUGGGACCAGUGUCCAGAUGGUAACGGCCCUCAUCUUACAACUGGUUCAGUGUAUUGUCAGUCCUCCUGAUGAUAGCUCUUUGACCACACCCCUCCUGCGACCUGACACACCCACUGACCCCAGCCUCAGACUCUCCCACGAAGGAUUUUGAUAAACUACAACGACAUUUUCUUGGGUUUUCAUAGGUGUUGAAGUUGCAUGAAAAUAUUUAUAAUCUCAUAUGGUGUGUGUGUGUGUGGUGUGUUUCUCCAGGCUGAUCCUGAUGUACAGAUGGUCAACAGCUAUGAGCUGGCCCUCACCACUGGGAAGACAUUUCUCUCCACGUUCAUGAAAAAGUGUUGUGGGGGGAAAGAGGAGGAGGAUUUCAGACCGCUGUUUGAUAACUUUGUCCAGGACCUGCUCACCACCCUCAACCUCCCAGAAUGGCCAGCCUGUGAGGUCCUUCUCACACUCCUCGGAGUCCUCCUGGUUCACUCAUUCAGUAAUCGUAGCAAUGAGCACAGUCUGAGGGUGACGUCUCUGGACCAUCUGGGAGUCAUAGCUGCCAGACUGCGCAGGGACGCUGCCAGCAGUGUGGACACUGAGCACGGGGACCUCGUCUCCAUCCUGGCUCAGGUGAUGCAGGGUCGACUGGAACGCAAGACCCCCUCUCCUACCAUGCUUCUCACAAUGGAUGCAUUCUCAGAGAACAGUAAACACCUGCAGAAGGCUCUCAUUGCCUACCUGCACAAACGCAGCCAGACUGAUCCUUCCUGUGCUUAUUCGAGGGAUUUCUACCUCGGCCAGUGGCUGAGGGACACCCAACUGGAGCUAGAGAAAGCCAUGAAAGAGGCAGGGGAGGAAAUGGAUCCAAUCACCACCGACGGGAACGGGGAUGUCCCUGCCAUUAGCUCCUCAGCGGCGGCACUCCAGCAGGCAGAGGUGAAGAAGGAGACCCUCCAUUCUCUGAUUGGGACCAAGAACCAGUCGGAGCUAAAACAUCUGGAGGGUGUUCUGGAUGAUAAGAGUGCAGGUCUUGUGGUGAGGUACCUGGCCUCCUCUCGAGCCCUCAGUCGCAGCUUUGAUGUCUACUUACAGCAGUUGAUCAGAGUUCUGAGUGAGCCUGAAGUCCGCAUGAGGACCAGAGCCAUGAAGGCCUUGUCCUGCAUCAUUGACUCUGACCCCUCCAUUCUCUCUCGGCCUGAUAUGCAGAGGGCAGUCCAGUGCAGGUUCAUGGACCAGUCCACUCUGGUGAGAGAAGCUGCGGUGGACCUGCUGGGUCGCUCCGUCCUCAGUCGCCCGGAGCUCACUGCUCAAUACUACAACAUGCUCAGUGAACGAAUACUAGACACAGGUGUCAGUGUGAGGAAGAGGGUUAUAAAGAUUCUGAAGGAUGUGUGUGUGCUGCAGCCUCAGUUCCCCAAGACCAGUGAGAUCUGUGUCAAGAUAAUGAGGAGGAUCUCUGACGAGGAGGGAAUCAAGCAACUGGUGAGUAGUGUGUUCAGAGAGCUGUGGUUCACCAUGCCUCCAGCUGGAGCUGCACAGAGAGAGUCUCUGGAGAGGAGAGUUGACAAGUCACUGCAGUGGUGGGGUCUUGUAAGGAGUACGAGUGGUUUGAGCAGCUGCUCCAGCAGCUCCUGAAGACGGACGACAAGUCUUCAGUCCAGUUGGUACUAACAGUGUGUCAGAUGAUGGUUGACUGCCUCGUGGAGACUCUGCUGACCCUUGACGAGACCUCCGCCACAGGUCAGGGAGGGGCUCAAAACUCGUCUCGUCUGGUGACGUGUGUCACGACCCUCUACCUGUUCUGUAAGACACGCCCCCAGCUUCUCCUGCGUCAUGCCACCACCCUCCAUCCUUACCUCAGCUCCAAAUGCUCUUCUCAAGGAGAUAUGAUGGUCCUUCACUACGUGGCACAGAUCCUGAGGCAAGUGGUUCCUCUGAUGGAACAUCCCAGUGAAUCAUUUCUGGCCUCUCUCGAGGAAGAUUUGGUCAAAUUGGUCAUGAAACACGGACAGAUGCUUGUGCAGAGUUGUAUCCACUGCCUGGGAGCAGUGGUCAAUAACGUCACUCACAACUAUCCUCUCGUUAAAGACUGUUUCCAAAAGUUCUACUUGUUACUGGAGAGAGUAAAUACGCUGCAUUCUCAGAACAGUGGGAACCCCCAGUUGAAGGCUCUGAGGCCUUCUCUCCUCCGCUCCACAUUUACAGUCGGCCUCCUCUGUAAACACUUUGACAUGGACUCCUUCCUACCCUCCUCCACCAAGGAGAACCCAGUGAGUGAGCGAGUGUUUUCCCAACUGGUGUACUUCUCUCGUCACGAGGACGAAGAGGUUCAGCUGAAGUCGGUCACGGGGCUGGGAUUUUACUGCGUGAGGUACCCCGAGAUGAUGCUGGAGAUGGCCACCAGAGAUCUCUACCUGGAGUGGCUGGCCAGUGGGGCCUCCAGCAAGAAGAAAUGCCAGGUUCUCAAGAACCUCCAGUCACACCUCAAGGAGGUGGAGGCUACACUCAAAGUGGCUGACAUGCAAGGUUCAGACAAGCAGGAGGACAAGGAAAACCUGUUGGAGUUUGGAGACCAGCAGUCCAAUGUCAGCAGCAGCAUUGCUCAGGUCUUUCUGUCUGCUAUUCUGGAGUCAUUUCUUGACACAGAGCUACAGGUGAGACUGGGGGCGGUACAGGUCCUGCUGCUCAUCAUCAGACAGGGUCUGGUCCACCCGGAGCAGUGUAUCCCUUACCUCAUCACCAUCAGUACUGACCCGGAGUCCUCCAUUAGAAUCAAGGCCAACCAACACCUCUCCGAACACUCCAGUAGAUACGGACACUUUGUUCAGACUACUCUAAUGGCAGGGGUCAAGAAAUCUUAUACAUUUCAUCGCCUCCUCUUUGGAGGAGAAGCCCGAGGGUUCACAGAGGUCGGCUCAUCCCCCACUGCUCUAUUGGCCCACCUCUACUCUCUACUGCGAUCAAACAAACAACAUCGCCGGGCCUUCCUGAGAGCUCUGCUGCGCUACUUUGAAGACUACGAGAGGAAUUCUCUGGGGAUGCUGUUGUACGUGGCCGACAACCUAGCCUACUGUCCCUACUCCACUCUCGAGGAGCCACUGUUUGUGGUUCACAACAUUGACAUGACCAUCUCAGUCUCUGGCUCCAUCAUACUCCAGACCUUUAGAGAGGCACUGGGUGGUACAGGAGCAGUUCCGAGUGGGGAGGAAGAAGAAGACAUUGCUCAGUUGUCUCAGCGAGGGUGUGACUUGGCUCACCUGGCAGAGUGCUGUCGCAGCUCCCAGGCCUGUUUCCUCCUCCUCCUCCUCAAACAACACCUCAAGAGGAUGUGCGGACUCACUGACAGUAAAUGCCAGCAGUACUCGCCGACCGAGUCAAACAAAACCUACGACAAAGCAGUCAGCAGGAGAUCAGGAGUCACCUUUGACCCCAGCUCUGUGCUGGAGGAAUUGAAGCGAAGUCCGGGGGCUCCGCCCAGGUCAAAGGACCAUUACCUCCAGCAGUAUGUUGAGUUCCGACGACUGAUGAAUCAGCUGGAUCCUUUUGAAGAGGGAGAGGACAGCGAUGUGGAGACACGUGGCCACUCCACUACUCCUGCCCCUCCCCCUCCUUCCUCCUCGUCUCACCAGCCUCCCACCACCAAGGAAGAGCCCGGGGUACAGACAGCUACGGGGGAAUAUCUGGCCCCGAGUACCAAUCCCCCCAGGGGCCGAUCUCGUUCCAGAGCAUCGUCCAGCAGCAGUGUGGUGAGUGUGGGGUCAAAGAAGAGCAAGAAGAGCAUGAAAAAGACUGAACCUCCUCCAAAACAGUCUCGCAAGAGACGGCGGUUUUUCAGCUCCGACAGCGAAGAGAAUGACCCUGACUUUACCACCUAAUUACACACGUCACUGGCAAAUCAUUGCAACCACUGCCCCAAACAAUACAUGUGUCAUAAUAUUAUUACAUCGUCAUAAUAACAUUACAUCAUCUGUUCCAAUCAUACCAAAUCUGUUUGUGUUAUCACCGUCUCCAUCUACUGCUGUGUAACAAUGUCUGCUAAUCUAAUGGUUGUGUGUUAUAACCAAAUGAAGUGACGACACCAGCUGACGUACCCCCAGAGCGGGUCUUCACGUAGCGCUCACAACCUCUGGUAAAGUGAGGAAACAAUUUUGAUCCUCUGACAGAUGAUCUAGGACUCUGCCUGGCUUGAGACAUGUGGUCUCUAACAGGUGAUCUUGCACUGUGCGUGGAGAGGCUGACUGAAGAUGCUCUGGCA